CUCCGCGAGCGUAGCAAGUUUGGUUUACUGUCACACACACAAUAACACUGUAAAUAACACUCGCUUAAUGGUUUUAAUGUAACUAACAGCAUCGUCUCUAAUGGUUUUACCGGAUUUGUUCGCCUUCCUCUCAUUCUCUUUGUUCUAAUCAUCAGUAUUAUUUCGAGCGGUGUAAAGUGCACGGAGUAGGAGGCUGUCUCAUCAUUAACCGGUAGUAGUAAUGCACAGUGGAGUCAGAUGUGAUCGCACCCGACAAUGUCAAAUAAACACCAUCAUCUCUAACAGCGCCACAGGAGCUUUACAGCAAUAAUCGCUUUUCAGACGGGUUAAAACCGGAAUAUCUAAACGUCAGGUUUUUAUUGUUUGUUCAAUUCAUCCUAGCUUUGAAAAAAAGAUCAUGACAUCUUCUUAUCCCUGGUCCCACUGACACCUGACAGUCUUUUGACGUGCGUUCCUGUCAUCUUCAACCCACUCCUGCUAUGCAGCCAUGAGCUCCACGCUGUGGAGUCAGGAGAAGCCGGCUGGUUUUCGGGAUGACUGGCGCUUCUACAUCGUGGUGAAGGAAUGCACCGUAGAAAAGCCGGGCCAGAAGACCCUGCGCAUUGCACGGGGAAGCCUCGGCCAGGCCUGUCAGGAGCGCAACAGCCUCGGCCGCACCAUUCCUCCUGGUAAGGGUAAACGCAGCCUGCGCAUCUUGGACCAGACAAAUGUGGUGGUGAGCGUGGAUGAGCGGGAUGUAAUGGAGCUGGAGGAGAAGCUCGCCGAGCUGCUUUUCCCCAUCACCAACUGCGAAGAGCGCUACAGCCUUCUGUGCAACAGAGCGCGUCUGGACCGGGCCCGUGACAUCAGCUGCGGAUCCAAAGUCAAAGUGCAGCUGAGGUCUGGCGACGAGCCCCUUCCAGGUGUUGUCCGCUUUAAAGGAGCUUUGCUUCCUGACCCAGCACUGAGUGGAAUCUGGUUUGGUGUUGAAUUGCUGGAGGAGGGCCGGGGUCAGGGUUUCACAGAGGGCUCUUAUCAGGGUCAGCAGUUGUUUCGCUGUGAAGAUGAAUGUGGGGUGUUCGUUGCACUGGAUAAACUUGAGCUGUGGGAAGAUGAAGAUCUGGAGGUGGAUCGGGUGAAUCUAGUGGAUAAUGAACCGGAAGUUGAAGGAGAUGUCCCACCACUGGAAAUUAACUCUCGGGUAUUGGUGCAGACACGGGAUGGCCCAGAACGGGGCACUGUAAUCUUCUGUGAUUUAUUGCCUGGCAACGAGAGUCUUGGCUACUAUGUCGGCGUCGAUAUGGACAAUCCUAUUGGAGACUGGGAUGGGAUCUUCGACGGUAAACUGCUGUGUAAUUUCGCUAGUCUUGAACACACCCGACUCGUCCCCAUCUGUGAUGUGAUGCCAGAGUACUCCAUGCAGGAUCAGAGGCAGGCCAAAGCCAUUGGCUGCAGGAGUGGCAGUGAAAAGUCUGGCAGCCAGAGCAAACCAAAGUGCAAAGGGCUAGGCCUGCAGCCUGGCAACAGGAGCAAGUCUGAGUUUUAUUAUACUCUAAAUGGCAGCUCGGUCGAUCACCCUGCCCAGUCCAAAGCCAAAAGCACAUGGUACAUAGAUGAAGUCGGCGAGGAUCCGGCCAAAUCUUUAACAGACAUGCCUCCAGACUUCAAUCAGGCCUCAUCCCCUUCUCGGGCUCCACCCACAACCUCCUCGCUGUCCAGUGAUAACAAGUUCCACUCCCUGCCCUUCAGCUUGAGCCGCAAAGUUGGCCCCAAUGGUAGCAUGAACCAUGGCCCUCUCUCUCUGUCUGCCGGCUCUGUGAUGGGCGAGCAGCAGGAAAUCCUACCACCUGCAACAACACCUGUCCAGAGGCCACUUUCACCACUACAAGGUCAGCCAGGGUUAGAGGUCGGGUCAAUGGUGGAGGUCAAAGAAAACCCUCCACUGUGUGGGGUCAUUCGGUGGGUCGGCCUGCCUCCAGGGCUGCAGGAGCCGCUUGCCGGGCUAGAGCUGGAGGAGGAGUGUGUGGGCUGCACUGACGGCACAUUUAAAGGGAUUCGUUAUUUCACGUGUCCACCUAAGAAAGCUCUGUUUGUCAAGCUGAAGUGCUGCCGGCCUGACUCAAGGUUUCCAUCCUUACAUCAUUCACCCAACCCCAUAGAACGAUGCAACUCUAUAGCAUUUGGUGGUUACCUGAGUGAAGUAGUUAAUGAGAACACUCCUCCUCGGACGGAGAAUGAUGGCUUAGAGGUGAUGGUGGGGAAGAAGAAAGGAAUUCAAGGACAUUAUAACUCCUGCUAUCUGGACUCCACUCUGUUUUGUCUUUUCUCCUUUAGUUCUGUGUUGGAUACAGUGCUCCUGAGGCCCAGGUCCAAGACUGAUGUAGAAUAUUACAAAGAGACACAAGAGUUACUGCGAACAGAAAUCGUCAACCCACUGCGGAUACAUGGGUAUGUGUGUGCCACAAAAAUCAUGAAACUCAGAAGGAUAUUGGAGAAAGUGGAAGCAGCAUCAGGAUUCACUUCAGAAGAGAAGGAUCCUGAGGAGUUUCUCAACAUCCUGUUUCAUCACAUCUUGAGAGUUGACCCUCUUCUCAAACUACGAUCUGCCGGACAGAAGGUGCAGGACUGUUACUUCUAUCAAAUCUUUAUGGAUAAGAAAGAUAAAGUGCUGGUGCCAACCAGCCAGCAGCUUCUGGAGUGGUCUUUCAUCAACAGUGACCUCAAAUUUGCAGAGGCCCCAUCUUGCCUUAUAAUCCAGAUGCCUCGUUUUGGGAAGGACUUUAAGAUGUUUAAUAAAAUCUUCCCUUCUCUGGAGCUUGACAUCACAGAUCUAUUAGAUGACACUCCUAGAGAAUGUCGAAUCUGUGGUGGCUUAGCUCUAUAUGAGUGCAGAGAGUGCUAUGAUGACAGUGACAUUACACCAGGAAAGAUUAAGCAGUUCUGUGACAAGUGCAACACACAGGUACAUCUGCAUCCACGGCGUAAGUCUCAUCGGUAUGUUAGGUUAUCUGUCCCCAAAGAGCUGCAGGAGUCAGUGUGGAGACAGGGUUUUUACCCUCACCAGCAGAUGGAGCUGUUCGCCGUGCUCUGCAUUGAGACAAGCCACUAUGUUGCCUUCGUCAAAUACGGAUCUGCAGACUCUGCCUGGCUCUUCUUUGACAGUAUGGCUGACCGUGAUGGUGGUCAGAACGGGUUUAACAUACCACAGGUAUCCCCGUGCCCAGAAGUAGGAGCCUACCUGAAGAUGACCCCUGAGGAGCUCCACGCGCUAGACCCCAAGAACAUCCAGGGCUAUGCCCGCAGACUUCUCUGUGAUGCUUAUAUGUGCAUGUACCAGAGUCCAACUAUGAGCCUCUAUAAAUAGAGCAGGAGAACAAAAGAAAGACAGAACGGUAGAAAAAUCAAAAAGGAGAGGGAAUGCUGGAGGACACAGAUGAUAGAAAAAGGGAACAAAAAGAAGGUAUGCAAGCAAGUUGUGGACUAAAGUGUGAUUGAACAGAAAGCAAAGAAAGAGGAAGAAUGCUGCCCAAGACGACACGCAUUGACGCGCCCUCCAGAUUGAAUAACCCACGUACGGCUCCUCCGGUUGUUUCAUCUUCUCGUCUGCAUCUCUCUGUACAUACUGCAGGGUAAAUUUGUGCAUGAGAGCGAGAGAGGGAUCAAGAGAACAGAAAAAAACAAGCUUUUUUGCACUGUGUGAGAGUGUAUGUAUCAGUAUGUGUUUGUUGAAGUGUUGUUGUUGUGUUCACUUAUUUGUGCUGUCUUUUGCUGAGGUCAGACUCUGAGUGUUUGGAUCAGUGUAUCUCACCCAUCCUGCCUUUCGAGCGCGGACAGGGUCUGCACUCUUCCCUCCAGACACUCACUUUAUGCUCACCUUAUGGCUUCAUAUUCACCACCCACCGCCAGAACUGAACCCUUUGAACGGCGACACAUUCUUUACCUGUAAUGAAGCUGUGGAUGAAUUACACAGGAUGGCUUUAUUCUGUCAACGCAGUCAUGUCCACCAGCCCGUUAAUGCACUGCAGAAUCCAGCAUUAAGUAUAUUUCAGAUGCUCCGUGUGUCCAUCCCUGUUUUUUGCCUUUAUACUUUGCAUUGAAGUCUUUGUCUGGUGUGUCCAUGUACAGCAGAGCCCCGACUGCCACGCGCUGGUCACAGAUCAAGACAGAAGAAUGAGACGUUGA
This is a messenger RNA of Triplophysa dalaica, 4161 nucleotides long. It is a transcript of the gene cyld, whose product is annotated as cylindromatosis (turban tumor syndrome), a. NCBI's taxonomy places the organism in Eukaryota, Metazoa, Chordata, Actinopteri, Cypriniformes, Nemacheilidae. Gene Ontology annotation, cellular component: cytosol. Gene Ontology annotation, biological process: necroptotic process; regulation of intrinsic apoptotic signaling pathway; regulation of mitotic cell cycle. The record is from RefSeq and is a predicted model, not a curated record. The transcript is spliced from 17 exons. Gene Ontology annotation, molecular function: cysteine-type deubiquitinase activity; K63-linked deubiquitinase activity. Bases 488 to 3343 code for a protein of 951 amino acids.